Kogia breviceps (pygmy sperm whale) is the source of this 2903-nucleotide messenger RNA. NCBI's taxonomy places the organism in Eukaryota, Metazoa, Chordata, Mammalia, Artiodactyla, Physeteridae. The record is from RefSeq and is a predicted model, not a curated record.
GGAAAGAUGGGUGGGGAAAGUACCUAAGGUCACAUCGAAGGGGAUGAUCCGAAUCCUGUCCUGCAACCGAAGCCUGGAGAGAUAGGAAGAAAUCUGCACCCAUCAUCAGAAACCACCCUUCAAUGGAUAGAAAGAACGCAAGUACCACAGCCCCUCCCCUGCACUAAUUCUUCCCACUCCCCACCACAGGCCACGUCCUCUCAAGUUCUUGAGACAAGGGUUCAAACUAGCCUUUACUGAACACCUGCUAGGUGCCACUCUUCAGAGACAGAGAGGAAAAUGAGACUCCGAGACGGGAAGCAACUUGCCCAAAGUCACCCAGCUAGCAACUCUCCCAGUCAAGACACAAGUCCUUCGGACUCCAGAGGCAGCUCUGUCUACCAGAGCGCCCAGGGAGGAGCCGAGGCCUGUAGUCAGGGGCGCAGCUUCCCUCUCAGUUUCGCACCGCGAGGUCGGCUCUCCCCAAGCCUGUUUCUCCAUCUGUACAACGGGGGUACAGACUUUUUAAGGAAGGCUGCCUGAGCUCUGACGAACUCGAGGUCUCGAGGGUGUUAACGCAUACCUGCCUGAGAAGCUUCCCCACUCGCCCAGCAGCCUGAAGAAACUGCCGCGGGCUCGGCUCCCGGACAUGCGUGACCCGCGCACCCAGGGAGGCAGGGAGCUCUCUUUAUCCAAGGACGUGGCCCCCUGUAUGGGUAGUGGGGGCCACAGGCUGGGACACCCCUGAUGUCAGAAGUCAGUGAGCAGGUUGACUGACCACAAGCAGUCCCUCAGCAUCAGCAUGGACUCCAGGAUCCCAUCUGCUAGGAGCUGGCUCAGCAGCCACCCACCCACCUCUGAACCUGACCUGGAGCCUGCCACAGAUGGGCCAGCUUCCGAGACCACCACACUCAGCCCAGAAGCCACCAGCUUUAAUGACACCAGAAUCCCUGACGUGGCUGGUGGUACAGCCGGCGUGGGCACAAUGCUUCUGUCCUUUGGGAUCAUCACAGUGAUUGGCCUGGCUGUGGCCAUGGUUUUGUACAUCAGGAAGAAGAAGAGGCUGGAGAAGCUGCGCCACCAGCUCAUGCCUAUGUACAACUUCGACCCCGCGGAGGAGCAAGAUGAACUGGAGCAGGAGCUGCUGGAGCAUGGGCGGGACACUGCCUCCGUGCAGGCCACCACCGCUGUGCAGGCCACGCAGGCCAAGACCACUCUCCCCUCUCAGGGCCCAAUGCAGAGGCCCAGCCGGCUGGUGUUCACCGAUGUAGCCAAUGCCAUCCACGCAUGAGGAGCCCAGGGACAGGCCUGGACCUCUGAUGAAGACACCUGCCACAGUGCCCUCAGCUGCCCACUCCGAGAUCAUUAGGACUUCCUCUCAGGACCUGCCCUGCCAAGGCCUCAGCUAUUUUGAGGACCCAGCUGCUGACCCUCCAGGCUCUAAAAGAGGCCCCUGGCCAGGUUGGGCAUAUGGCCACUGAUAUCCCCUGACCUGAGGGUCCUGGAAUGCAGAGCAUCCCUCAUAAGGCUUCCUUAUACUGGCUGGCUUCCUUGUGCCCUUCCCAGACCCCUCACAUCAGGGUUUGCUCCUCUAAUGUGGAGGAAAUGGGGGGAGAUGUGGGAUGGGAGGGGGAAGGGAAGGAGAGUAGGGGGGGUUCCCAUCCAUCAGGGAGAGACAUAUCUUUGGAAUCUGGAGUCUCCCCGGGUGGAGAGAGGCAGCCGCCCCGGUCUCAGGCACAUGGUAUGGUGGUACCCUGGGAGAGGCUCAGGGAUAGAGCUGAAACUGCCCAGUGGGCAAAGAUGCCAGGAGGAGGGCUGCUCAUACCCAAGGUCAGUCCAUAUCACAGGGAUCCAUGAGGUCUUCCAGCCACCCCUCCGUGGUGGUCGGCUAUUGGCUGGGCCCAAGCUAGGAUGAGAGCUGAGGGGGAAGGGAGGUGGGGGAGCAGGUGUGGAGGGAUGCAGUUCCCGGACCUUCUAGAAGGCCUCCUGCAUGCACAUGAGGGUGCCCACCUGCAGACACGUGCCUGUCCCAGCACAGGGGGCAGGAUGGAGACCCCUGCAUUGGUUCCACUCUCCAAGCCAACCCCCACCCCAUGGUGUGUAGAGGAACAUUAAGUAGGCCACCUUCUCCACCUUCAGUGUUCAGGGACUGAAGGAAGAGGGAAGCAAAGGCAAGGGUCCACUGCCUACCACAUCCCUUCACUGGGCUCUAAAAGCCAGGCAACCUGCUUCUGGAACAGUUCCCUGUCUUGGUGUUUAUCAGGGACCUGGUGUUGGGGGAGAGACUAUUGGUCGGAGGGUGGUGGUCGCCAGCUGCAGGCUAGCAGGGGAAGUUCUGAGUGCCUGAAACAGGGUGGGGAUAGCCCCUUGGAAAACAGACCUAAGAGACCUAGUCUGGGUUUUGAUCACACAACCCACCUACCCAUUGUCCACCCACCCCAUGCCCCGCAGGAAUUCUGCCAGGCUGGGGCAUCUGGGCAAGGCACUAGGUCAAGCCAGACCCCAAGAGCUGGGCACUUCUCCGCUGGACACGCAUGUGCACCUGAGCAGGCACAGACGCAUACCCCUGUGCCCAGCCUCGCCGCCGGCACCGUCCUCUGCUGGUUGGCGGGGACACGAGGGUGGCAAAUGCGAGGUGUCAGGCUGUGAGGGUCUAGGAGGACUUCAUGGGGAAGGUUCUGGAUUUAUUUCCUCCUCAAGAUGCUAUAAAUACGUUAGCAUUUGAGCCAACUGGAGGGCUGUGGGUAAUUUAGGAUGCACAGAAGCUGUAAUUUAACUCAUAGCAUCUCCAUGUGAGAGCAUUAAAGAUGUAAUUAAGAUGUUUACACAAAGAGAUUGUGAGCCUGUGACACUGGGGAUGUGAAACCCCAGGAGCGGUGGGGUGGGUGAGGGGCUGCGGGGGGCAUGGUCGCUUGGAUCCCAGC